This is a messenger RNA of Gymnodraco acuticeps, 2499 nucleotides long. RefSeq names its product complement factor H-like. The transcript is spliced from 14 exons. The record is from RefSeq and is a predicted model, not a curated record. Lineage: Eukaryota; Metazoa; Chordata; Actinopteri; Perciformes; Bathydraconidae. The coding region runs from base 180 to 2231 and encodes 683 amino acids.
CCAUUUGUUCUGUUGCCUGUGAGCUUCAGAUUGGUUUGGAGGCUGGAACAGACUUGCGUAAAUCAUUGAGCAACCUCCUUCCCUGCGAAACCCUGAGCUCUCUCCCUCUCUCUGUAUAUAAUAGUGUUUCAGUCUCCUGUCUCUACUUCUGUUUGGCGGUUCAGGGUAAUGAAGAUAACAUGCAUCUAAUAACCCAAAGCUGUGUCCUUUUUUUGUGGAUGCACUCGCUGACCUUCGUGAAAGGUGAAGAGUGUACACUCCAACAGUUUUUAAAUAGCCCCCAGUAUAAUCAACAUUUUGACACAAGUGGUCUGGCAGCCACAUACAGUGGUGGAAAACAAGUCAGAGUGGGCUGCAAUGUUGGCUUCAGUGGCUUUUUCAAACUGAUCUGUGUCGAGGGAAAAUGGGACACCAAAGGCACAAUAUGUACACUAAAACCAUGUGGUCAUCCCGGUGAUUCCCAGAAUGCAGAUUUUCAACUGGAAAAGGGAGAGGAUUUUGUCUUUGGGUCACAGGUGAAAUACACCUGUCACAAAGGUUAUCAAAUGGUCAGUCGCACAAACUACCGGCGUUGCAUGGCUGAGGGCUGGGAUGGUAAUAUUCCUGUAUGUGAAGCACAACAGUGUCCAAUAAUCAACGUGGACAAGCAUGUCCAAGUGAAUGGGGACAUUGAGGAAGCAACCUUUGGCAAUGUAGUUCGAUUCAGCUGCAAGUCCAGCUCUAAAAUGCUGUUUGGGUCAGCCGAGAUGUAUUGUGAUGAAAAUGGAGAGUGGGUGGGCAAAUCUCCAACAUGCAAAGAGAUAAUAUGUACAGCACCCGAGAUUGAAAAUGGUGAAGUGCUUGAAGAAAUCCAAGAGUACAAAGAACAUCAAGUCCUGGAGUUUCAGUGUAAUCCCUCAUUUAUACCUGCUGAUGCCAGAUCUCCAAAAUGCACAAAGCAUGGAGUAAGAGCAGAAUGGAGCCCCACACCUCUGUGUGAACCAAUAACAUGUAAACUACAACUGCCAGGGCUGAAAGGAACCAGCUAUGAACCUGCUGAAAGAAACAGGUUUCUAGUUGGCGAACAAGUGACAGUAAAUUGUGGAAACAACCACUGGAUUUUUAGUCAUCAACAGGUCUCAGUAGUAACUACAUGCAAAGAGGACGGAGAGUGGACUAUCACACCUGAAUGCCAAGAGGUUACGUGCAGCAAACGAGGAGUCCCACAUGUGUCUUGGGACAGUCGUUGGCAGCUAACAUUGAAAUCGGGUGAGAUGACACGUUAUGGGUGCGCGAGAGGCUACAGGAGGAAAUAUGACAGGAACGACAUGGCCACAUGCACCCGAGAUGGAUGGCACCCAAAUCCACUUUGUCAAGUGAUGACAUGCCCUCAGCCGGGUUACCCGAAUGCAGGCAUUGUUGGAAUCGACCUGGAAGAAUAUGAAUACAGGGACAAAGUCAGGUUUAUUUGCAACAACGGUUACGAGGGAGAAUUCACUGUAACCUGUGGGGUUAACGGUUGGAUCAGAGGUUUGCAAUGUACAGAAAGACGGUGCGAGAAACCUCACAUCGACGAUGCAAACUUUAUCGGCGAUGUAAGUGAAAGUUACAGGCAAAAUGAUCACAUCCAGUAUACGUGCAAGAACAACGUUGACAUAAUUGUUACUCUUACCUGUGAAGAAAAUGGUUGGAAUGAGACUCCGAGCUGUUCAGCAUGUUCAAACGUUAAUGUCCCAAAUGGAUUUGUAGUGCCAUACAACGACACCCUGUACUACACCUGUGAAGAAGGAUAUAAGCUUCCAACCAAAGGCUGGUGGGCUGAGGCCAAGUGCAAUGACAGUGUGUCGUCCGAACUUAAAUCAUGCAUCGAGAAUACAACGUGUGGAGAUAUUCCUGUUAUUCCUAAUGGGAACGUGACAGUUGCAGUCACAGGGGAAAGUGCCCAGGUUAAUUGUAAAGAAGGAUACAGCACUGACAUGUCGCAGUUUAGUUGUCGUGAUGGAAAAUGGAAUUCAAAUGGAGUAUCACUGAAAAGAAUCUGUACACCUAUUGCCAAUCUCUGCAAUCCUCCACCUAAAGUACAGAAUGCAGUUCUCAUGACUCCAUAUCAGAAAAAAUUCUUAUCUGAUUCCAAAGUUACUUAUAAGUGCCGUAAAAGCUAUACAGCGAAUGGAAAACCCACGAUUCGAUGCAAAAAUGGACAAUGGGGGGAAACGCACAUGAUGUGCACACCUCCCGCUCAACAACGGUGAUGCAGUGAUUUUGUUGGUGGUCCAAAGAAAUGCUAAUAAAAUGGACCCCCCAAAAAUAAUCUAUGGUCUUUUUGGCAUCUGUUCAUCAGUAAGGAAGUGAUUUUAAAGUGUGCAUUACUCAUACUCAUAUAUCAUCUUAAUACAUAAUGCAUGUAUUAUUAUAUACACUUGUUGGAAAUUGAAUGACUGAAUCAAUCAUGUAUGUAUUAAACAAUUUUUAUACAUUUGCCAUAUUGAUUAAAAAAUAAAAUAAAUUACAAUUGCCUUA